AUCAACAAAUUCAGGAAUUGAAGGAAAAAGUGAGGACGAUGCUAAUGGCUCCAAGUGAAGAGUCUUCACUAAAACUGAACUUGAUUGAUGCAAUUCAGCGCUUAGGCGUGUCUUACCAUUUUGAAAAUGAGAUUCAAGAAAUUUUGCAACAAUUGCACAAGAGUACUCUUCAUGACUCUCAUGACCAUGAAGAUGAUGAUGAUGACGACCUUUACACUGUUGCUCUUCGGUUUCGGUUACAGCUGAGACAACAUGGUUAUAAUAUUUUGUCUGACGAGUUCGCCAAGUUCAAGGACAACAAAGGGAAUUUCAAGGAAUCGCUUAUCAAUGAUGCGCAAGGAAUGUUAAGCUUGUACGAAGCCGCACAUCUCAGAGUGCAUGGGGAAGAUAUGCUUGACGAAGCACUUGUCUUCACUGCCACACAUCUUAAGUCAGUAGGAUCCCACUUGAGCCCUCCUCUUGCAGCACAAGUAAGCCAUGUCUUAAAGCAGCCAAUUCGCAAAGGAAUGCCAAGGUUGGAGGCAACUCAUUACUUUUCUAUCUACCAACAAGAAGCUUCACAUAAUAAAGUCCUUCUUACCUUCGCAAAGUUGGAUUUCAACAUAUUGCAGAAAUUGCACCAGAAAGAACUUUUUGAAAUUUCAAGGUGGUGGAAAGACUUAAACUUUUCAAAGGAGCUACCCUUUGCAAGAGACAGAGUGGUUGAGUGCUACUUCUGGAUAGUGGGAGUGUACUUUGAGCCCGAAUAUCUUCUUGCUAAAAGGAUUCUAACCAAAGUGCUAGCCAUGACCUCUGUUAUUGAUGACAUUUAUGAUGUGUACGGGGCACUUGAAGAACUUGAGCUCUUUACUGAAGCAAUCGAGAGGUGGGAUAUUGGUGCCAUAGAUCAACUUCCGGAGUACAUGAAAGUGUGUUACCGGGCACUUCUAGACGUUUACUGUGAAAUGGAUCAAAAAGUAGGUGAAGAAAGAUCAUACCGUGUUAGAUAUGUAAGAGAAGCAAUGAAGAAUCAAAUUAGAGCCUACCUCCAUGAAGCCAAAUGGUUCUACUAG
Molecule: messenger RNA, 1052 nt
Organism: Corylus avellana
Lineage: Eukaryota; Viridiplantae; Streptophyta; Magnoliopsida; Fagales; Betulaceae
Product: (-)-germacrene D synthase-like
Biological process (GO): diterpenoid biosynthetic process
Molecular function (GO): terpene synthase activity; magnesium ion binding
Source: RefSeq, a predicted model, not a curated record